UCUAAACCUCUUAGAUGGAAGAGGACACACUGCAGCCAGUUCUAACCAUUAACAUGACCCAGCCAAACAUGACAAAUAGUACCCCCGAAGGAGGCCCCAAGGACUCGUGCUUUGAAAUCUACGAUAAAGCCAUCACAUUCCAGUUUUACACCUGGGGAAUAGUGGGCAAUAUCAUAGCUGCCUAUGGCAUCAUUGGAAACAUCUUGGCAAUCCUGGUUCUGCGGCACCGUCUGAUGAGGAGCUCCACAUCGUACUACCUGAUUUCUCUUGCCGUCUACGAUACUGGAGUUCUGCUGGCUAUGAUUCUCCUGUUUGCACUUCCUACGAUUUACCUAGAAAAGGCACAACUAAUGGACUACUUCUUCGCUUCUAAAUACAUGAACCAGUAUCUGUACCCUCUGGCUCUGGUCGCUCAAACAGGAACUGUGUACACAACAGUGGGCUUCACAAUAGAGCGAUAUAUUGCAGUAUGUCAUCCGCUCAAGGCAGCCAACACCUGUACUAAGUCUCGGACCAAGAGAAUUAUUAUUUUGAUUUUUGUCUGCUCAGUUAUUUACAAUGUGCCUCGAUUUUUUGAAUUCACAGUUGUGGAGACUUGGAACCCCAAUCUGAACCGUUCAGUGCCAGAGGUAAUGACUACGACCCUUGGAAAUAACAAAGACUUUAGAAAAGUCUACUUCAUCUGUCUGCAUCUGAUAGUCAUGUUCCUCGCGCCAUUCGUCCUAAUAUCUAUACUGAACAUUCAGCUGAUGAGAGCUGUGAAAAAUGCCAAAAAGACUCGUAAUAGAAUGAGUACAAACGCAGCCAAGGAGGCUAAUCUGACCAUCAUGUUAAUCGCUGUGAUCGUCGUCUUUCUCAUCUGUCAACUCCCCUCCAUUGCCGAUAACAUUCUGUUUACUAUCUUUGAUCAGGGAGUGUUACAGUGCAGUCUGCAUUAUGUACACUUGACUUCUAUCAGUAACCUGAUGGUGACAGUCAACUCUGCAGUGAACUUUAUUUUAUACUGUGUUUUUGGAAAGCGCUUCAGACGGGUCUUCAUCAAAAUUGUGUAUUAUCCAUGGAAACGUAAGAGCACACGCUACAAGUACACCUUAUACGACAGUUCCGGAAGUCGGCGAGGAAAUAGCAUGAAAGUUUACAAUACAGAGAGCACCUUUCUUUGAGUGAAUGACAAACUUCAUGUAUAUCUUUUGUGUUAUUUAUUUUUUUCAUUCCACUUCUUAAAAGAAAAGACAAACUAUGUUUUUUUGGUCUAAAUUAGCUGCAUAUUUUUAUGAUGAAUCAUGAAUUUCGCUGUAAAUAUUUCAUACUUUAAAUUUAAUCACACAUUAUAGGUAACUUAAAGCCAUGACCUGACCUCAAGGUAUCAGUCAGUAUCAAUAUCAAUGUGACUAAUUCUGAUCAGGAAAAAUGUUCCAUUUCUGGUUUGACAUUAAAUAAUUA
This is a messenger RNA of Saccostrea echinata, 1443 nucleotides long. RefSeq names its product FMRFamide receptor-like. Bases 15 to 1163 code for a protein of 382 amino acids. Gene Ontology annotation, biological process: G protein-coupled receptor signaling pathway. The record is from RefSeq and is a predicted model, not a curated record. The transcript has a single exon. Gene Ontology annotation, cellular component: membrane. NCBI's taxonomy places the organism in Eukaryota, Metazoa, Mollusca, Bivalvia, Ostreida, Ostreidae. Gene Ontology annotation, molecular function: G protein-coupled receptor activity.